Messenger RNA from Clarias gariepinus (North African catfish), 4528 nucleotides. RefSeq names its product transmembrane protein 102 (gene tmem102). The coding region runs from base 146 to 1708 and encodes 520 amino acids. Lineage: Eukaryota; Metazoa; Chordata; Actinopteri; Siluriformes; Clariidae. The record is from RefSeq and is a predicted model, not a curated record. The transcript has 3 exons.
GUUUGGUGUUGCCGUGGGAAGGCGUGUGCCGCGGAGACUAGUUGGAAAUGACGGGAGCUGAAACCGGAUUCCUAAUCACAUACCGAAAAAUUACAGCGGGGUAUAAGGCACAGAGCUCGGACACUGCGAUUUAGGGUUGGGCUCGAUGGAGGCGAUCAGGAGCGCAGUGACACCGCGAGCACCGCCGUCGAUGAAGCGUGUGUCCGAGGUGGAUUUCCGCUCAGGCACAGCAUUGGAGCAGCUGGCCUCACACGUGCAGGAACUCGUGCAACUAGAGCAAGGCGAGUUCGGCGACCAGACAGCACUCGAGGUGCACACCGCCAAAGACUUCAUCUUCAACAUGCUUGGCCUGGUUCAGAAGGUCGACAAGAGGCUCCCAGUUGCAAACGAGUACUUGCUGUUGUCAGGUGGUGCAAGGGAGGGUGUUCUUGAUCUGAACCCAGAGGAGCUGGGUGAUUAUGUCAGAGGUGUGGACUUUGACCUGGACUUUACCCUUUUGGUCCCUGCCCUUAAACUGCAUGACCGGAACCAGCCAGUAACUUUGGACAUGCGCCAGUCUCCACUCUGCCACUCUUGGCUUAGCUUACGACUUUGCGACCCAGCCAUGCUAUCUCGAUGGGGUAUCUGUUGUGAAGACGAACCUAAUGUGCAGCGCCAGGAAGAUGGUGAAGAGGAAGAAGGUGGGUCCAUAUUGGGCACCAUUCCCUCCCUCCAGUCCUCACAGUCCUUGGAUGGAUGUUAUUUCUCCCCACUGCUAGUCACAGAGUGGUUCUGGAAUGUAGUGGGCUCAGCAGUGGAGGAGCUAAAGCGGCACCCACAAAGAGGAAUUCCGGUUCCUGAUCGUGUGGAGCGCAAUGGACCGUUGACCACGCUGAUCCUCAAAGCGGGCACCAGCCGUGUCCUCUAUGAUCUUUUGCCUGUUGUGUCGUUUCGAGGCUGGCCAGCCGUGGCACAAAGCUGGCUCACUACCAACCACUUUUGGGAUGGAAAGAUCACAGAGGAGGAGGCCAUCAGUGGGUUUUAUCUCCUGCCUUGCUGCUCCCCAAUUGCUGGCUCAGCUUCCAGACCAGACCGCGAAUGGAGACUCGCUUUUUCUCGGAGCGAGGUCCAGUUGAAGAAGUGCGUGCCUUUUCCUAUGGCUGCAGCCUUCCAGGCAGCCAAAGCUGUUGUGUCCAGACUAUUGGCACGCCCCCGCACUGGUCUUAGCCUUUACCACCUGCGCACACUACUUUUCUGGGCUUGUGACCGCUUACCUGCAGCUUACUUGAGCUGUACAGAGCAAGAGACGCCAGCCCGGCUGUUCCUGGGUCUCCUAGACGACCUGGCGCACUGUGUGCUGGGUAAAAACUGUCCUAACUAUUUCCUCCCACAGUGCAACAUGUUGGAACAUCUUACUGACGAGGCAGCCCUACUAGUGGCCCGGAAACUAGCACAUUUAAGAUCGGAUCCAGCUGAACAUUUGCGUGCGGCACUGGAGCAAGCCCGGCAGGCUUGCCAGCUGAAACGAGAAGCUGCUGGAACGAGUAAUGGACACGGGCCAUCAUCGCCAACCUCUGGCACCUCCAAAGCCACCUCCCCCCAAGAUGAUCGUUUAGCCCAAAGACUGCAGCAGCUGGUUACAGAAAACCCAGGAAAGUCUAUUUCGGUUUUCCUCAACCCAGAUGACGUGACCAGGCCGCAUUUCCGCAUUGACGAUAAAUUCUACUGAAACUAGAGGAGCCCCCCCAACACAAGCACUACGCGCCGCCUAAGGAUAAAGUAACAUCCAUUCUUCUUCCUUAGCCACUGAGGUAAAGCUGAUCUUUAAAGUCAAGAGCACACACACACAUACACACACACGCACACUCCUUCACUGUGCAUUAUGUUGUACUGUAUUAAACCCUUCACAUGCAGGCUGGGCACAAUCACUGAUGUAUUUUGGCCAACACUACAAGCUGCAAGCCAGCUCUGCGAAAUAUGAUUAAGCUGCUACUAGAGAGACCAUCUGUCCCAAAUCAAGUCUGCUGUCAGCUACAUGACUGCGCUACCAAAAGAAACAAAAAAAAAAUCACCAAAUGGAGGAAGUCACAAGAGCGGCUGUUUUCAGAUCUUGUAUAGCAUUUGAUGAGAGGCCUUGAAGCUGUAUUGCUCAGUGAAAUCUUAAUCCUGCAGCCUGUACUGGAUUAUAGUAUCUUGCACAGCUUGAAACAAUAGUUAAGGGAUUAAAAAACCUGCUACAUACUGCUGAGGGUUUUUUUAUUUUUACUUUUUGUUAUACACUAGUAUGCAGGAAGGUGGGUAAAGGAUCUAAACCAAGGUACAUUUCAAAUCAAUGGAUGUUUUUUUUUUUUUUUUUUUUUUUUUUUUAAUGGCAAAGGAAUUGGUUCGACUGACACUGAAUUUUAUUUUCUUCUUUCCUCUACUUUAUCUCCUACUCAUCUCGUUCUCUUUCUCAGGUAGAUUUUGUUGUAAAGAUGAAGGCAUUUCCAAUGUGCAUGGCAUUGCCUCUGUGCCUCCUACUAUUUUAAUAGUCUCAAAUAACAGACAACAAUUAAAAGGCAGCCUUAGGCUUGGAAGCCAUGAUGGCUAGGUGAUGAGAGAGUGGUUGAGAUAAAGGUCUAGCAAGUCUUUAGUGCAUUACUUUAAGUCAGCCUUGUCUUACACAAGACUAGCCUGAGCCCCAUAGCAGCACUAAAGCUAUAUUUAGGAAAAGCCACGGGCCUAAAGCUUUUCAGAAUGUGAGUUUUCUUACAAAAGCAUCAGGACUUGGUGCAUUAUGGAUACAUUUCUUUUCUCUGUUUGUUUACUUGCAUUCAGUACAUUUAUUCAAACGGAACCACAGAGGAAAGUUCUGCCAGUGGCACAAAUAAAUAAGCUCGAUCUGACUACUCUGAUGAAAUGUCAAUACUUCUGCCUGUCAAAAGAUGAUUUCAUUUAAAUUGUUGAUGUGUCCUAUGAUUGUAUCAUGUUUGUUUGUUGGUUAGGCUUUUGACAUUGAUUUGCUGAUUUGCUCUCAGCUUGGUGCUUGACAACACUGUAAUCUUUACAAUAUGGAAAUAUGAUAUACUUAAUUUUAUGCAUUUCUUUUUUUUUUUUUUGCUACCAAUGCACGUAUGAGAAAGCUCAUAAAUACUGAAACCCUUGUUAAAUAUGUUUUGAAUUACAAAACACCAUUAGCUAAGCUAAUUAUGAUAACAGUGACUGAGACAGAGUGCUAUUAAUACGUGUGAUACAAAAGAUGUGUUUUUGUGCAUGUGUGCGUGCGCGGUGUCUGGUCCAAUCUUGCUUCAGAGAUGUGCCGUUUUUGCUUUGGGUUGGAUGAACAAACGACUGAAGGGAUGGAUGUAGUAAGAGAGCCAGCAGCAGUCUCUAUUGGCAGAUUAGCCAGAAGUGAUGGAGCACCUGGGGGUUCAGACAGCUGCAUCUCUUUCUCUCUCCCACUCUCGUCAUGUCUGACUCGUUCUCUUUUCUCCAUCGUUCUCCAUCAUAGCGCUUUCCUUUUCUUUAAUUUUGAAUUCGACACAUCCCGAAAUAUACCCCAAAAGUAGAUGUCAUGCUCUUGAAGAACGUGUGCUGUAAAACAGGCUUGUUGUGAUUCCGUCUUCUUUUUGAAUAGCUGUAAAUUGCUUGUAAGUGCGAUAUAUUUGGUAGGUUGAUGUCAUUCACUUGAAAGAUCGGAUACUACUGAAUAGACUGAAAGCACACAACUAUCAUACACUUGUUAAAAAAAAAAAAACGAAGCCAAAGGAUGAGUUUAGAUCAUGCUUGGAUACUGCAGAAUGUAACAGAUGUAACGAGUUGUUUAAACAGGCUUGAACCAUGUACACUAUUUAUAUAAUUGUUUAUAUCGUUUCAGAGCAUUAAAGUAUGUUUUCUUGAAGUCUGAUCACUGUACCGUACAAUGCCUAAUCUUGUAUGAACAAUCGUCCUAUGCAAUUUUGCUGUGUGUGUGUGUGUGUGUGUGUGUCGAGAGCAUAUCUGUUUUAGUGAAAUAUGAGCCCUUGCCCUGGCUGCGGUAAUUACCAAGAACAUUAUGUAACUGAGGAAAACGAUUGCAGUGGCACAAAUCGAACUGUUUCUGCCUCAGGGGAUGACGGGAUGUUCUAAUGCCACAAUUUGGAUGUGAUAACGUUAUCAAAACCAAAGCAUAGAACCAUGGCUACUUUCCCUACAAUUUGCAGUCAUUUCAAGUUGACAAAGCAAAGGCUGUAAUUUGAUCAAGCAGGCAGUUAUUAAAGUGAUUGUACAAAAGUGUGGUCGUGACGUGAACAACGAUAACGAAUGUAUACACGUUUUAUGUUGAAAAUUACUUUUUCAUCUCAAUGAACCUGGAAUGAAAAACAAGACUCAAAUGAAAUUGUGCAGUGAUACGUAAAGGAGUUUAUAUUGCAUAUAUUUCUUGUACCAAAUUAGUUCCUGACUUUUUUUUUUUUUUUUUCUAUUCUUAUAAUUUUGUGUGUAUUUGCUGUAAUGCACUAAAGGCAUUUUGGUUGUUUUAUUAUUUAUCUUUCUAAUCAUGUGCGAUGCUGUUAAUCGUAGCAUGAAAUAA